AUGUGCUCACCACGAGUACUUUGCCGGUUGCGACUCGAACGAGGGACAACUAAGAGGCCAAUUCAAGAUCUACUGAAAGACACGAUCUUUAGCAUUCGACGAAUUGAGGCUCAAAAGCUUCACAACAAGGACUUAUCGCUCGUGUCGGAAUUGUUUAUAUCAGAGGCAAACAAAGUCAUACAGCUGGUUGUUCGAUGGUUGAAGCACCAGACUCUGGAUGAGCUGAGUGAUCUUGUGGAAGGGAUACAUCACUUGCAACAAACAGCACCACGUUACCAUGAGUUGCUAAACAUAAUCUCGAACCAUGACAUGUAUCCGACCUCAAGAUCCAGUUUUUUGAACAUCAUCAGAAAGAUCUCAAGAUACUGGGAAGCCGCUAGGAAACUGUAUCGAACCGCAAAGAAAUUUCCACUGGUCCGCAAUAUGGAAAUUCAACUGGCAAACCUACCCAAAAAGGCAUUCGAAGGUCAAAUAGACACCAGCAAGUUUCCGGACCUAUGCUCAAGUUUAUCCAAGCUUGGAUUGGCCAAGGGUCAACGAAGUGUUCCUCUGUUGUGCCGCAAUUUGAAAAUUGACGAAAACGCUGCCCGUGCUAGGCAUAAAGGAGCUCAAAAUCGGCAAAAACUCCACGCCGAAAUCCAAAUCAUUGCCUUUUGCGAAAUGCAAGCCCGAAGGCCGUUUCCACGAGUAGUUAGUUCAAGCAAAGACGCAUGCUUUCUCUGCAACACUUUCAUUCAGCUACACGGACGAAUGCAUACUCCGAGAGCCCAUGGCCGACCUUAUCCUGGCUGGAGACUUCCGAUUCUACCGGAGUUUGGAGCCCUCCAGCAUACACUUAAUCAAUGGCUAGGCAAGACCCUCCGCCAGGAUAUUUCACGAGGCCUAGCUCAAAGAAAACUGUCUAUUCAUCCCUUUCCGAAUGAAAGCAACUUGCUUACCUUAUCGGAUUCUUCAACAACUGUGAAUCAACCGGAACUUUUGUCAGAGAACUCUGUGGGAAGAAUGACUUCGAUUCGCCGGUCUAGUACCCUAUCCGAAGGUCCGCCUAGAUAUGGCCCUUUAUUGGAUCUCAGCCGAAAUUCAAGCACUGGGACUGUGUCUCAUUCGGAAAAUUUCGUUGAGACCGUUUACUUGGCCCAAGGAGAACUAAUCAAUGAUUUUGUCAGAUUUAGCAGACCUUUCCAUCUUUAUACCGCAGAAUCGCUUGAAGUCCAUCUCGAAUUAAAGGAUCAAGCAACUUCUGGGACUAGAGAAGGAUCCUUAGGCUACGGUAUCGAAAGGCUUACAACGGACAACUUCCAAUCCAUAAGAGAGACGUGCAGCAGCUCGAUGGUGAGUCUUAUUGCAAUUGUCUGA
Penicillium bovifimosum is the source of this 1356-nucleotide messenger RNA. Its product is annotated as nucleic acid/nucleotide deaminase domain-containing protein. The record is from RefSeq and is a predicted model, not a curated record. The coding region runs from base 1 to 1356 and encodes 451 amino acids. Lineage: Eukaryota; Fungi; Ascomycota; Eurotiomycetes; Eurotiales; Aspergillaceae. The transcript is spliced from 2 exons.